CCAAUAAGGAAAGGGGUACAGUAAAAGGCAGUGAGGCGAACCAAUGGGACGAGUUAGUGCAAGAAAACGAGGUUUCUCUUUUUCUUUUUUUGCGACUGUUUGCUGCUGUUGCUGUGAUUAUUCUUUAGCCAUUUGUGGAGGUGCGUUCGCCAGCCAUCCUCUUCUUCUUCCCCUUUAUAGCCGAGCUGAGGAGGUCGCAGUUUAGGUCAAGGAGAGUGGUAGUGGCUUUGGGGAGAGAGAGAGAGAGAGAGAGAGAUGGUGAGGGGGAAGACGGAGAUGAGGCGGAUAGAGAACGCCGCCAGCCGGCAGGUGACCUUCUCCAAGCGCCGCAACGGCCUCCUCAAGAAGGCCUACGAGCUCUCCGUCCUCUGCGACGCCGAGGUCGCCCUCAUCAUCUUCUCCAGCCGCGGCAAACUCUACCAGUUCUCCAGCUCCAGUGUUGAAAAGACGAUCCACCGCUAUAUGAUUCACACAAAAGAUGUAAAUUGCAAACAGAGUUUGGUGGAUCAAAAGAUGCAGAAUUUGGUAUCUGAAGCCAAAAAUAUGGCCAAGCAGAUUGAACUUAUUGAAGCCCAGAAAAGGAAGCUGUUGGGUGAAAGCUUGGAAUCUUGUUCGGCAGAGGAAUUGCAUGAGCUAGGGAAUCAGCUAGAGGAGAGCCUGAGGCAGAUCAGAAACAGAAAACAUAGCAUCCUAACCGAACAGAUUGCAGAGCUCAAAGAAAAGGAGAGGAGCCUUAUGCAGGAGAAUAAAUUAUUGCGCGAAAAGUUCAAGGAAGGAAAUAUGCCACAAUUACAUGCUGCAGAGUUUGCUGCAAGCGAUCGGAAUGCUCAAAGCAUGGAGGUAGAGACAGAGCUGAUGAUCGGAAGGCCGGGAACUCGCUAAUUAUCGUGAUUGUACCUCUUGAAAACCAAGUUCCAUCGAUACACAAGUGUGUGCACAGCAAGAGGAAUCGGAAAACACACACCUCAUUGUAGGUGAUGAACAAGCAAAUGAUCAUGUUGGAACUCAUGUCGCGGACAGACUUGUUUGUGGAUGCUUGUGAAUGCUGAUUGCUUACCAGAGCUUGAUGUC
Molecule: messenger RNA, 1071 nt
Organism: Musa acuminata subsp. malaccensis (wild Malaysian banana)
Lineage: Eukaryota; Viridiplantae; Streptophyta; Magnoliopsida; Zingiberales; Musaceae
Product: MADS-box transcription factor 50
Biological process (GO): positive regulation of transcription by RNA polymerase II
Cellular component (GO): nucleus
Molecular function (GO): protein dimerization activity; RNA polymerase II cis-regulatory region sequence-specific DNA binding; DNA-binding transcription factor activity, RNA polymerase II-specific
Source: RefSeq, a predicted model, not a curated record